UAGGGUUCUUAGCCAUCUCAAACCAGAGACUUUCGUCCAUAUCCGAACUUCCUCUGCCGAAAAUGCCGUCGCACAAGACGUUCAUGAUUAAGAAGAAGCUGGCGAAGAAGCAGAGGCAAAAUAGGCCAAUUCCUUACUGGAUCCGUAUGCGCACAGACAAUACCAUCAGGUACAACGCGAAGCGCAGGCAUUGGCGCCGUACCAAGCUAGGGUUUUAAGUUGCCGCUUCAGCUCAUUUUUCGAUGCUUUAUGCUAAGUAUGUUUUGACGUAUCUUCUGAGACAAUAGUUUUUUUGGAUUUAAAUUAGGAGAAGAUUGAAAUUAUGGAUUAUCUCUGUUUUCUAUUUAAAUUUUGGUUUUCCUAAUGACGAGUAAUGCUUAUGAUAUUA
Messenger RNA from Salvia miltiorrhiza (redroot sage), 388 nucleotides. RefSeq names its product 60S ribosomal protein L39-3. The transcript has 3 exons. The record is from RefSeq and is a predicted model, not a curated record. Lineage: Eukaryota; Viridiplantae; Streptophyta; Magnoliopsida; Lamiales; Lamiaceae. Gene Ontology annotation, cellular component: cytosolic large ribosomal subunit; ribosome. Gene Ontology annotation, biological process: translation. The coding region runs from base 63 to 218 and encodes 51 amino acids. Gene Ontology annotation, molecular function: structural constituent of ribosome.